AUGGUGGCUAAUCUGACCCGCCACGGGGCCGAAGCACCCGCACUCCCCGCGCACCCCGCGCCCGCCGGCACCCCUAUAAAACCACCAAUGCAUAGGUUUAUAAAAUAUUUAUUUUUCUUAGAUUGCACGGUAUUGACUACUGCAAAUGCAGUCAGGACCAACGGCUUAACGUAUCUUCAGAAGCACGGAGUAGCUCAAGGUAAUAAUUUUUUGGUCACCCAUCCCGUGACCAACCCUCACAAAAGUUGCUUAACAACUGCGAUCGCGGGCCGCGGCGCUUAUCCACUACGCCACCGAGUUAAUUCAAACAUAAUAAACAAUAAUACAAUUACUAAUUUGCGGAAACCUUUAAUUUUGUUAAUUUGUUUUAUAAGACUAUAUUAA
This is a messenger RNA of Diatraea saccharalis (sugarcane borer), 384 nucleotides long. Lineage: Eukaryota; Metazoa; Arthropoda; Insecta; Lepidoptera; Crambidae. The record is from the annotation of a GenBank genome assembly.